GCUAAGAGGAAAAAAAUGGAGGCGGAGCAGCAAGUGGAGAAGUUGGAGGAGCAAAUGAGUAAGUUAAUAGUCGGCGAAGAUAAGGCCAAAGGAAGCGGAGGAAUUAAUUUGAAGGAACGAUUGGAGGAAGCCGCUGUUCGUUCCGCAAGGAAGGGUCUGAAGGCUACUCCUGGAAGAGUUGGCGGAAGAACUGCCAUAGAUAUUAAUGAUCGUGCUGCCUUAAAGUUUGUGGAAGAGCAGAAGAAGCAACUCAGGUUGUUGAGAAAGGCUGGGUUAGAACCGUUCGAGGAGAUUGUCUGUGAGUUGGCUGAAGCUCGGGCCAGGAAAGCCUUUGAUAAGGCCACACACAAGGAUGCGACAUCGAAAGAAGGACGACCUGUGUAUGAGAGGAAGCUGAAGGACAGCCACCGGGAUAGGAUCAUGCAAGGCAAGUUUGCCGACGUUAAGGAGGCUGUGGAGGAGGAUGUAGAUUGUGCUGUCUUUCGCAAGAGUUCGGCGAACAAGGACAUCCGACGACGACACCAAGGCACGACCGGUGACAAGGAAUCAGUAGAUGGCAAGGAAGGGGAGCAGGAGCAGGAGCAGUGGGGGAAGCAGCAGCAGCAGCAGCAGCAGCAGGAGGAGGAUGACGAUGAGGAGGGGGAAGAGAAAGAGGAGGACACAAUAGAAGUCCCAAAGCCUAAGGCUCAGCGAAGGGGCCUGGCAUUUACGGCAUCUGGACAUCUGGAGAGGUCAAGAAGGAGAGAAGUUCCUCCCUUUCAACUUGCAGGCAAGCAAGAGAACGAGAAGAAGGGUGAACCAGAGGCAAAGAAGGGCGGUUCAUCCUUUGUCUAUGAAUCGGAGCGACGUGUGCAGACUCGUUCCGAUAACCGGGCAACAGCCACCCUCGAAACAGAGACAGAGUUUGAUAGAGAUUCUAGAGCCAUAAGAGAGAGGGUGCUAAAGCAAGCGCAAGAGGCCCUGUCCAAAGGAGCGGCGGAGGACAGCAAGUUGUACCGUGGUCUUCAUGGAUACACUGAUCACAGAGCUGGACUACAAGGAAACUGGCUAUUGUGGUUACGGGGACUCUUGUGUAAGUUAAUGCAUGACAGAGGAGACUACAAGUCAGGCUGGCAGUUGGACAGAGAAUGGAAUGAGGAGGAGGAACAGAGGAGAGAAUUGGCAGCUCGGGACCAGGUGGAUGAUGAAGACGACCCGCAGAAGGAAGAGAUCGAUGAAGAUGAUGACCUGCCUUUUGCUUGUUUCAUUUGCCGACGACCGUUCAUAGACCCCGUGGUGACGAAAUGCAAACAUUACUUUUGUGCACACUGCGCCCUCAAGCAUAAUUCAACGUCGAAGAAUUGUGCAGUCUGUGAGAAGCCUACUGGGGGAGUGUUUAACACCGUGCGUGAGAUUGUUCGUAAGAUGCAAGAAGAGAAGGAAAAGGUCAGUGGCACUUUAGAUGGUGGAAAACGCAGCAGAGGGAGCUGGCGAUCGUGAUGAUCACCGAUUAAGGAGGACCACAUUGAAUUUCAUGAAUAGUGUGCUUGUAUAUAGGAUGUGAGGAACACCCUCCUGUAUGCGUUUUCCAUUUUUGGUUUCCCGCUUCUCUUCUCUCCCUGCAGUGCGAGGUAACUUCAGACAGGGAGGGGGGGGGGGCAAAACAGGCAGGAGGAUGAUUUGAGGAAAAGUGCUGGAGGGUCUUUGGCAUUGCAGUUACUCUGGCAAAAUUUUCUAAUGUGCUACGGUCCUAGUACGUUUGAACAUUGAAAAGAGAAUGAUCCUUUCAGAAGUUUGGUGGAGCAUCACAUUGAAAGAACAACAAAAAAGGACUCACUUCCUCUCCUCCUCCUCCUCCUCACUCCGUCCUCUCCUCUUUCGACCUCCACCCAUGACACCAAAGCUUACGGGAUCUGAGCUCCGGGCUGCACUCCGUGGACCACCCAGUACGUUUCAUUUUGUUCCCACAUGACAGUGAACACUCUGCCGGCUUUGGGACUCGGCCUACCGAAUGCAAAAGGCUGGCAGCACCAGGCAAAUUGGCAUUAAGCCCGCGGGUGGAACGGUGGUUUAAACGGUGGUUUAAGCCCUUGGUUGGACACAUAAGCGAAUGCAAAAGGCUGGCAGCACCUGGCAAAUUGGGAUUAAGCCCGCAGGUGGAACGGUGGNCAAAUUGGCAUUAAGCCCGCGGGUGGAACGGUGGUUUAAGCCCUUGGUUGGACACAUAAGCGAAUGCAAAAGGCUGGCAGCACCUGGCAAAUUGGGAUUAAGCCCGCGGGUGGAACAGUGGUUUAAGCCCUUGGUUGGACAGGUACGUGUUUUCCUCGACUGGAACCGUGAGGCGCUUGAUGACAUUGGAUUUGGUUACAUCGUAUUUGUUUUCUUCAAAACGGGUCUCGUCAAUUUGGUUGCUGUCGUGGUAUUCCGGACAUGGUUGAGGAUUUUCGGGCCUGCAAUGUGUUUCACCCCCUUGGUGUUUUUUCGAGACUUGGUUGUAUAGCGUGUCAGAGUCGAAUGAGACAGGCGUUUCUAGUACAGGAGCCGUGCAAAACACAGCCGUUGUGUUUUCAUUUCUUUGUGUUCUUUGUCCUCAGGACAGGGUAUUCACAAAAGGAAUUGCACGUAAUUUCUUUUUCCACAUAACACACGCAUCCACUCUGUGGGAGCGGCAUGUAAAACAAACCCCAUGCAAUCUG
Messenger RNA from Chara braunii, 2675 nucleotides. The record is from the annotation of a GenBank genome assembly. NCBI's taxonomy places the organism in Eukaryota, Viridiplantae, Streptophyta, Charophyceae, Charales, Characeae.